GCGCGACGUAGCCGGAAGCUGGUGGCGGUGGGGUGGGUGGUCGGCGGUCGUCCUCGGUGCGGUUCGCGGCGCGGCCGACCCCGGCCAGGACCCCGGCCCUGACCCUGGCCUGACCCGGCCCGACCCGGCGCGCAGGAUCGAGCCCUCUGCCCGCACCAUGGCCAGCCCGAGAACUAGGAAAGUUCUUAAGGAAAUUAGGGUGCAAGAUGAAAACAACGUGUGUUUUGAGUGCGGCGCCUUCAACCCUCAGUGGGUGAGCGUGACCUACGGCAUCUGGAUCUGCCUGGAGUGCUCGGGGAAGCACCGCGGGCUCGGGGUGCACCUCAGCUUUGUCCGGUCCGUCACUAUGGACAAGUGGAAGGACGUGGAGCUGGAGAAGAUGAAGGCCGGCGGGAACGCUAAAUUCCGGGAGUUCCUGGAGUGUCAAGAGGUCUAUGACCCCUGCUGGUCCCUGCAGGAGAAGUACAACAGCAAGGCCGCCGCCCUCUUCAGGGACAAGGUGGCCACUCUGGCCGAAGGCAGAGAGUGGUCUCUGGAGUCAUCGCCCGCCCAGAACUGGACCCCGCCUCAGCCCAAGACGCUGCCGUCCUCUGCCCACCGAGCCUCUGGCCAGCUGCAGAACUCCACCGCCUCCGCGGACAAGGCUUUUGAAGACUGGCUGAACGAUGACCUUGGCUCCUAUCAAGGGGCCCAGGAGAACCGCUACGUGGGGUUUGGGAACACGGUACCGCCUCCGAAGAGGGAAGACGACUUCCUCAACAGUGCCAUGUCGUCCCUGUACUCGGGCUGGAGCAGUUUUGCCACUGGAGCAAGCAGGUUUGCCUCAGCAGCGAAGGAGGGUGCGACAAAGUUUGGAUCCCAGGCAAGUCAAAAGGCAUCAGAGUUGGGCCACAGUCUGAACGAGAGUGUCCUCAAACCUGCCCAGGAGAAGGUCCAGGGAGUCGGUAGCAGGGGCUGGAGGGACGUCACCACCUUUUUUUCUGGGAGAGCGGAGGACCCGUUGGACAGAGCCCCGGAGGGCCGGAGCUGUCAGAACAGCAGCGGGGACAGCUCCCACGGCACCACCGACCGGAACUUCUGGGAGGCCUUCGGGAGCAGUGACCCUGCUGGGGCCCACAGGUCCCCAAGCGGCAACAGCUGGACGUGUGCAGACCCCUCAGCCGACAAGAGGAGCUCGGAUGGCUGGGACGUGUGGGGCUCGGGCCCCGCGUCUGCGUCCAGCAACGGGGGUGGCGACAUUGGUGGUGGGGAGGCCUGGGGGGCUGGGGUGGAGGGCAGGGCCAGGGCCAGGGCUGUCAAGGAGGCGGCACCGCCGGCCGCCGUGGACGACGGCUGGGACAACCAGGACUGGUAGGGCGCAGCGGCCGCGCCGCCGCCUUGCUCCUUUCCACCCAGGAAGUGCCGGCCGCAUGGGAGGACAGCCUCGGCCGGGACCCCAGGGGCGUGUGCCUCCCUGUUCCGGCUCUCCUGGGGCCCUGGGCCGGGCGCUGUCGCAGGAAGUGCUCCCUGCUGCUGCGGGGGCCACCCACACCCAGCCACCACCCCCAGUGCGCUCGGUAAUAAACGCCCUCCCCAGCGGCGCACGCGGCUGCCCA
Delphinapterus leucas (beluga whale) is the source of this 1595-nucleotide messenger RNA. RefSeq names its product ARF GTPase activating protein 1 (gene ARFGAP1). Gene Ontology annotation, cellular component: Golgi membrane. Gene Ontology annotation, biological process: regulation of ARF protein signal transduction; regulation of endocytosis. Lineage: Eukaryota; Metazoa; Chordata; Mammalia; Artiodactyla; Monodontidae. The record is from RefSeq and is a predicted model, not a curated record. Gene Ontology annotation, molecular function: GTPase activator activity.